AUGUACCAAAGAAACGAAAACUAAUAUGAGUCACAACAUCUCAAUUAAUUUGAUGGCAAUUAGCAGAAUAAUUAAAUAGAAUUGAUGGAGAGCAUUGAUAACCACUAGCAAAAUGCCCCAUUAAAUAACAACUAAGAUCCUCACUAUGAUCCGAAUGCAGAUCUCCCUCCUCCAAUGGAAAACUUAUAAGAAAGUUUGAGAAGAAUAUCGACGAGACAGCAAAGUUUUAGAGAGUUAAGACAAAAUUUGGAUAAUUCUGCUUAAACAGCCAGGGAGUACAAUGAGAUUGAAUUACGAAAAGUCAAGAAACAAUCGAUUUAGUAUUUUAUAACAACUGCUGUUACCUGCGGUGUUUGGGUAGGAUACGGUGUAGGUAAGAGAGAUACUACUAAGAUAAGAACACCAGACUACAACUGUGAUACGCCGAUUUCAACAUGGCUGAUUGUAAUGGGAGCAACAUAUGGACUGUAAUGUAUAUACUACCUUUACUAAAUGAUACUGGUAUUCACCAAAAAGGAAAAAGCUAAGCCUGCUAUUUAAUUACUUAGUCUAGCCAACUUUUGUUUGAUCAUCAAUUUCUAGGUUGCAUGGCUCAUUUAUGGUAAUACAUUUCACUACACAAGGGAUAGUAUGAGAUGCAAAGAUAAUAAUGACGACUUUAAGAGUAUGUGGGUUCUGAUGAUGAUUUCUAUCGCUUUUGGCUACAUCCUAUUCUUAGUCUAUGGAUUGCUGACAUGUUGCUGUCUCUGCGCUUCUUGUAUUCUUUGUUGCGGAGGAGGAGCAAGAAACGGAUAAUAGCCUUAAUUUGUUGGUAGAAUUCCAUAUAUGAAUGCAGUUAAAACUCUCAAUAAAAAGAACUUCAAGAAUAUUGAUGAAACAAAUAAGAAUAUGACAGAAUGUUUGAUUUGCUUGGCAUAAUUCUAAGAUGAUGAAGAAAUUACCGAGUUAAAUUGUGAUAAGAGGCAUUAUUUCCAUACAGAAUGUAUUCAAUCAUGGAUGAAGAAAAAGCUUGAAUGCCCACUUUGCAAAAAGCAAGUAGGAGCUGUCGAAAAAGCCUGA
Molecule: messenger RNA, 1059 nt
Organism: Stylonychia lemnae
Lineage: Eukaryota; Ciliophora; Spirotrichea; Sporadotrichida; Oxytrichidae
Source: the annotation of a GenBank genome assembly